Molecule: messenger RNA, 1163 nt
Organism: Poecilia reticulata (guppy)
Lineage: Eukaryota; Metazoa; Chordata; Actinopteri; Cyprinodontiformes; Poeciliidae
Gene: c18h11orf68
Product: chromosome 18 C11orf68 homolog
Source: RefSeq, a predicted model, not a curated record
UCAGACCAAGGUUUAUUAAGCCAAACCUUUUCAAUAUUAUAUUAUAUGCAAUCAAAACUCCAGGCCUAUUAAAAUACAGAAAUGUCCCUUUAUUGAAGCUUCAAAUCAGAAGCUAACUUUAACAACAUCUCUGCGCCCUGGAGCGGAAAAAGAGCCACACUGGCUAACAACGUGAGCUACAACAGGAUUCGUUUAUCAGUCUCCAGCGCACACUUGACGGUAUCAUGGAGGAGGAAGCCCCCGCGGACGGUGAGGCGGAGACCCUCCUUUCCGCAGAGACCUACGCCGCCGAGGCCAUGGCUGCGGACAUGGACCCCUGGAUCGUUUUCGACUCCAGAAAUACCCCCCGGUCCGAGUUUGACGGCUGGCUGGAGAGCAAUAGACCCUCCCAGGUGUACCGGUUUGGGGACGAGGACAACGGGGUCAGUCGCGUGGGGUGGAUAGCCGUGCUGGGUCCCAACCACUGUCCGUCUACAGGUGACGUGACUGGUCUCCAGGAGAGCUGGGACAAACUACUGGCCAGUUCCCGGCCUGUCACCUUCCAGACUGUAAAAGAACUGGCCCUCAACCACGGCGUGCUCUCCGGAAAGUGGCUCAUGCACUUGGCCUCUGGCUUCAAGCUGGACCAUGCGUGGGAAUGCGUGGCCAGAGCAGCUUUAGAGGGGAAAAUCUCCCUGGUCAAAGUGAGUCCUUACAACCCCAAGGCGGAAGGCAAGCAGGUGAUCUGCGCCUAUAACCAGAACUUCACAGACGAAGGUGAAGUGGUACGGCUGGACUCCUUCAUCCGGGCCACGGGAGUCAAAUGCCCCCUCUCCUACAAGCCAGACGUCUACACCUACCUGGGGAUCUAUAGGAAUAACCGCUGGAAGCUCUGCCCCACCAUCUAUGAGAGCAAGUUUGACCUGGAGUGUGUGCCAAGGCGCUCGCACAUCAUCAACAAAGUCACAAAUCUGGAAGUAACAUAAGGAAGAUUAGUUGGGUGCCUUUUCCCCCGGACUGAUUUUAAGACGAGGCCUUUGAGUGAACCUGUGCAGUAAUCAAAACUGAUCGAGUUUGGAUCUCAAGUUCUUCCAUUUCUUUUGACUGGCACAUUUUCUAAGUUCUACCAGGGGUGAUUGCUUUGAAUAGGUUCCUUUCAGGAAUAAAGCACUUAAGGGACUGGC